This is a messenger RNA of Saccostrea cuccullata (small rock oyster), 1139 nucleotides long. RefSeq lists its product as uncharacterized. NCBI's taxonomy places the organism in Eukaryota, Metazoa, Mollusca, Bivalvia, Ostreida, Ostreidae. The record is from RefSeq and is a predicted model, not a curated record. The transcript is spliced from 3 exons. The coding region runs from base 42 to 1076 and encodes 344 amino acids.
AUUUAAAUUUCGUUGGUUUCCGAUGGUUGCACACAGUUGAGAUGCAGGGAACUCCGUACACGUGCUGGCUCUGGAUUUUGGUUGUCGUGACAUUUUACGACAUUCCUAGAACCACGGGACACGGCUACCUGGUGGAACCUCCCCAGCGCUCCUCCCUCUGGAGACGGGGCCUCGGUCCGGAUAACUUCAAUGACAACGCCCUUAACUGUGGCGGAUUUAAGCGCCAGUGGACUCAGAAUGGCGGUAAAUGUGGUAUCUGUGGUGAUGCCUAUGAUCUUCCGCCACCCCGUCCUAAUGAGGACGGAGGGUUCUACGGAAGGGGGUUUAUCAUCAGAACCUACCGCUCCGGGGAAGAUAUUGAAGUUGUAGUCAAUCUAACUGCCAACCACUUAGGAUGGAUGGAGUUCAAACUUUGCCCCCAUGACAACACUGACCAACCUGUGACCCAGGAGUGUCUGGAUAAGAAUGUAUUACCUAUCGUAACCGAAAACCAAGGCAAGGGAAGCGUCACGAGGUUUUAUGUUGGGAGGCAGAAUUUGAUUUCUCUGAGGAUCCAACUGCCGACUGAUUUUUCAUGCCAAAAAUGUGUUCUGCAAUGGAAAUAUAACGCAGGUAACAGCUGGGGUUGUGGUGAUGACGGAUGCGGUGUGGGGCUGGGUCCACAGGAACAAUUCUACAACUGUGCCGACAUCAGCAUCCUCAGGAAGAUAAAAAUUAAAUAUAAGGAUUCUAGUGAGGAAUCCACAGACCACUCCAAAGAACCCGACAACAAAAAGUCUAGUGAAGAAAGCAACAACAACAAAGAUUCUAGUGAAGAAACUAGCAACAAAAAAUCUAGUAAAGAUACCAGUGAAAUAUCGGAGGACGACAUGGUUUCAAAAUAUAAAAGAAAAGGAAACAAAAAAUACAUUGACAUGGCUAAAAAUAAAGCCAAUCAAAUGAAGUGCCGCCCUACUAAGCGUUGGCGUUCAGUACCGGGAAUGGUUCAGUGGUGUUUAGAUAGUUGUCCAAAAUGUCCGACUUCACAUUGUAUAUGUCAAUUUAAAAAAUUAAAACUUUUAAACCUUUUGGUGUAAAAUACGUGUAACAUCCCUUUUUUAAAAUUUAUUUUGUAUAAUUUUAUACACUACACAAAAUUC